CUAAAAUAAACGGUUCCGAUAAGAUUACACCUAACGAUAUGAAAGUCACUAACGCACUCAGUUAUCGAGAUGGCCAGUUCGAAAGAACACACAAAUCUUCAGAAUGUACCAUCGUCUUUACAUAUUACGGAGGAAGGACAACCUUCUGCCAGGACACCUACUAUUCACUGCAGAAGAAGUUUUAAGAUCUUUUUCGGCGUAGGCCUAAUCGCAGCAAUAGCAGUGAUCAGCACAUUGGGUGUUUUUUUAUCAAGCUCAGGAUGGCAAAAGAGUAACGUUGCCCGAGGGAGUGUCCAGGAAGUCGGUUUCCGUCGGCCUAUGUCCAACAUUCCAGUUCAUCUCUACGCACCUAAAAAAGAUCUUCAUUUGUCUGAAAAGAUAUCAAAAUCUACGCCCACCCCAUCGGAAGAAAUCCUUUCAAGAGAGAAUAAUAUAAACUUCGAAGAACCAUCGGAAAAGAAAAGAGGGAAUGACACUGACUUCUGCACCACUCCAGCUUGCUUGACAGCUGCUGAGCAGCUUGCAGGAGCAAUGGAUUUAUCUGUUAAUCCAUGUGAUGACUUCUAUCAGUUUGCAUGUGGCGGAUGGAUGGAAAAGCACCCUUUCCCAGAAAAUGAAAGAGUUGGGGUAUACGACGAUCUUGUCCACGUGGUGAACCAAAGAAUCAUGUCGAUCUUGGAGAGUGAAGCCAGCCCAGGUGAUCCUCUCCCGCUCCAUAUGACUCGUACUAUGUACUCUACUUGUAUUGACACCAAUGCAACGGAGGUCUUAGGCUUAGCAUCAUUAACAGAGAGUUUGAAUAAGCAGGGAGGUUUGCCCAUGAUUCUCGAUUCGUGGAAUUCAUCAUAUUUUGACCUACACACGGCCCUUGUCAAUCUCCGUGACAUUAAUGCUUUUCCUCUCGUGGCAGUGGGCGUUGAUAAGAAUCUUCAUAAUACUACAGAAAAUAUUAUCUACCUAAACGCUGGCACGGUACCCCUUGGUGUAAGUUUGAUGGCCAAUCCCCCUGCAAUAAUUUUGGAAGCUUACAAAACAUUCAUGACCAGAGCCGCUAAAUACUUAAGGGACGAACUUGAACAAUCUAUUACAGACGAGGAAAUAGCUCAGCAGGUGGAUGAAGUUAUUCAGUUUGAGUUAGAUUUUUCAAAGAUGGUGAUCGAGGCAGCUGGACAGGCAACAGACCACGUUUGGUUAACAGAUGUAACCGAAAUUCAGAAAUACACAGAUGAGGGAGCACCAGGAAAGUUCAACUGGUUGUCUUUCUUCAAGCAAGUUUUUAGCAGAUCAGAGGUGAUUGUUACGUCUGAGGAACCAAUUUUGUCGUUCAAUGGACCUUUCUGGUCGGAGCUCAGUAAUAUUCUCAAUGCGACAGAGCCACGUACACUCGCAAAUGCCAUCGGCUGGUGGUGGAUAUACGAAAUGGCUCAGGAGACAACUUCAUACUUGAGAGAAAUUGAGCUGGAAUUCAUCAGCGCCAUCGGAGGGAAUUCGGUUAAUCGCACUUCGCACUGCUUGAUGCAAACUCAUAUCAAUCUCGCCUUUGCCGUCGCCAGAGACUACGUCAGCAGAUACUUUUCUCCAGCAGCUAAGGAGGAGGCAUCACAACUGGUAGAAGACGUAAGAGCUGGUUUCGAAUCCUUAUUGGAUGAAAAUACCUGGAUGAAGCCGGAGGAUCUGGUCGUAGCCAAGGACAAAUUGGCAGCCAUCGAAGCUUUCGUAGCUUACCCAGAUUGGAUCCUGGAUGACAAUGAACUUACAUUGGCAUACGGUGAUCUAGAAAUCACGAGUCAGGAACACUACAGCAACAUCUUGAAAAUUGGGCGAUGGUUUGAUUUCCAUAGACUCCAGGCCCUUAGAGAAGAACCUUUUCGUUCCUUUGCUCUACCUCCAGCGAUUGUAAAUGCUUACUAUAAAGCUGAAGACAAUGCAAUCACGGUGACUGCGGGUAUUUUGGAAAACCCUUAUUAUGCACACGAUAGUCUUGCUGCUCUUAAUUACGGUGGAAUUGGAUUUUUCAUGGGACACGAAAUGACGCAUGGAUUUGACAGCAUUGGUCGACUUUAUGACAAGGAUGGGAAUCUGGCUGAGUGGUGGAGUAACGAAACCAUUCGGGCUUACAACGAACGAGCAAUGUGCUUCGUGGAUCAGUACAGUCAAUUCUAUCCUCCUGAGGUGAUUGACGUCGGGUUAAAUGUCUCGGUAAAUGGAUUAAGGACAUUGCCCGAAAAUAUAGCCGACAACGGUGGAAUUCGGGAAGCCUUCAGAGCUUACAAUCUGUACGUCGACCGCCACGGGGAGGAGCCCAAGUUGCCAGGUCUGGAAGGGUACACUUCAGAACAGAUCUUCUAUCUUGGGUUUGCCUACACCUGGUGCGUGCAUUCAAGUGCCGCUUUGAUGCUUGAACAGCUCGCACUGGAUGCCCAUUCCCCAGACAGGUUUAGGGUCAUAGGACCUCUUUCCAACGACGAGGAUUUCAGUCGUGUCUGGAACUGUCCUGCUGGGUCACCUAUGAACAGGGGUGAAGACAGAUGCUUACUGUGGUAGGUUCAACCCAGCACAUUUGAGCUCGCAAACUUCUGAGGCAUUUACACAUCUUUCUGGAAAUGAGAUUAAAAUUUUACUCAAAUGAAAUUUUUCUCUUGUCACGGUAUCGUGGAUGAAAUCAUCUAGACUGCUUCGCUGAGUGAUUGAUCUAACUUUCCCUGUCGUUGUAAUAUCCGAACAAAUUCCAUUAAGGCUGGAGAAGGAGCUUAUUAAAAGAUAAAAAAUAA
This is a messenger RNA of Macrobrachium nipponense, 2771 nucleotides long. RefSeq names its product neprilysin-1-like. The transcript has 19 exons. The record is from RefSeq and is a predicted model, not a curated record. Gene Ontology annotation, molecular function: metalloendopeptidase activity. The coding region runs from base 70 to 2544 and encodes 824 amino acids. Gene Ontology annotation, biological process: protein processing. NCBI's taxonomy places the organism in Eukaryota, Metazoa, Arthropoda, Malacostraca, Decapoda, Palaemonidae. Gene Ontology annotation, cellular component: plasma membrane.